AUGUGGCCAGUGCUAGCACCUGUGACCAUGCGAUCCUUCUUCUCGGUCACGGUCUUGGCGCUCAUCUGGCCGGCUGUCAUAGCGAAAGAUAUCGAGCCUUGUCAGCGGUUUGCCGAGAUGCUACUGGAAGGUCGGUCAAAAACAACCCUGGAGAACCCAUACAACUACCCGGCCGAGGUGCUUGUGGACGCUGAGACUGCUUACCAAUGUGCAACCUCCAUCCCGAUCCGCAAUGAUCAUGUUGUUUCGGUUAUCGGCCGGUUCAAGAAGAUGCUUUCCAUGUACUCUACGCUGGGCUUCCUGAAAAAUCCGCCAGCGUCUUACCAACAGCCACCCCUCGAUGUCAUAGCAUACUUGGAUAGCCUAGCUGAGAAGGCGAAGCAAAACCAAUACGCAAAUUUCUAUGAAUAUGAGUCAGAUCUAUCUCUUAUGGGUUAUCAAGUGCAUGAUCAGCAUUUCCGUCUCCGAAAUGGGGGCAUGUUCAAGUUCCGAUGGCAUCUCCCCGAUGAUAUUGUAUCCGUCUCCAGAGAUGGGAAAGAGUUGCCUCAAGUCUACGUCUACAGUGAUAUCAGAAGAGAUGUCCCGUCAGCUUCACCGAUCGUCGAACUUGAGGAGGAGCCUGUUUUCUCUUAUCUCUCGAGAUACGCGCAAACCAAAUCUUCCAUCGGGCUGCUUGAGCCCCAUGCGGAGUGGAACGCCCUGAUGUACAAUCCGGCUGUUGAGUUUGGUACCUGGGGUAGCCGCAACGGCAGCUCCGUCUAUCAGUCCGAGUUUCGAAGCACAUCAUCGUAUAACGGCAAUUCCAUCAAAGGAAAGUUUGCGAAUGGAACUGGAUUUGAGUGGAAAUACAUGGCUGGCUCCAAAGCUAUUUAUAACCUGACAAAAGUCUCCAGCGGGAAGUCAAUCUACGAUAAUUGGAUCUCUUCUGAUAAGAAAUCUAGAAUUCGGGAGACUAGAGAAAACGAAGAGAUGCGCAAGCUGUUCUCGAAGAAAACAACAGCAUUCGAUCCAGUGAGCUCCGUACCAUAUCCAAGCUACCCGGAUGACCCUAUCGUGGUUCAGAGCAACUUUUCAAGGGGCGGAACCGUCUCGGGAUAUCUCUUGUCUGACAAUUCUACCGGUGUACUGAGCAUCCCAAGCUUCCUGGCUGGGACUUACAAGGAGUCCCCAGAAGAACUUCAUACGGCCGUCGCUGAGUUCAUUGCCAAGUCUCGCGAGGCUGGAGCGAAGAAGAUAGUCAUCGACCUCUCAGGAAACCGUGGAAGCUUCCUCUUUCUCGCUUACGACACGUUUCGCCAGUUCUUUCCGAAAAUGGACCCAUUUUCUUUGGCAAACUCACGAGCCAGCAAAAACCUAAACACUAUCGGUUCUGUGUUGUCCCAAAUCGCAAUGGGCUCUGCCGAGUCCUUGACGGGCCCUCUCAACCGUACAAUGGCGCAACAGCUCGGGGCUGGAGACCUGGGCAUGUACGGCACGCUAUCCAGGGAAUCCAAACCUUGGAAGUCUUGGGAAGAAUUAUUUGGGCCUGUUACUGUCAAUGGAGACAACUACACCAACCCCUGGAGAUACGAUUUCAACUCAAGCCGAAUAAUAGGACAGCUCAAAUUCAAUAUGACCGGAUAUGAAGAUAACCACAGGGAUUACGAACAAGCUUUCGACCCCAAAGAUAUCAUUCUUCUACACGAUGGACAUUGCGGUAGUGCCUGCUUUAUCUUUUCCAAUUUGAUGAAGAAUAUUGCCGGCGUCAAGAGUGUUUCAGUUGGCGGGAUGCCUGUGAACGGACCAAUGCAAGGUGUGGCGGGCACGAGAGGUUGCCAAGUGAGGCAGUCCACCGCCAUUGCGAAAAUAUCUCUUAUGAUUAAGCUGGUCCUAUCCGACACUAAGAACCGAAGUGCUGAGGCCGUACGCUCCAACCUAGGCGUUACACGUGAAGAAAUCGAGUCCCUCCCGUUACCCGGGGGCUCUCCUUGGAGAGAUGUCAGCGCAGGCAUCAAUACCCUGAACUGUAUCCCUAGAUCCGACCCUCAGAUUCCAUAUCAGUUUCUAUACGAGGCCUCGAAUUGUAGGCUAUUCUACACGAUGGAUAUGGUUCGAGAUGUCACGCAUCUCUGGAAAGCAGCCGCCGCGGUUGCUGGAGGAUAUACAUCAGCUUGUGUCCCUGGUUCUGUAGAAGGACCCGGCUCUAAGCCUAACAAACCCCUCUAUGCCUCCCCUGGAAUUUCGUACGCUGAUGUUUGGAGAAAUGGCGAUUGGUCCAAGCUGCCACGGGAUGAGCCAAUUGAGAAUAACGGAGGGUUUUGCAGUACGUCGAGAGUCGGAGGCUCUGUCCGCGUGGCGGCAGCGAUCUUCGCCUUUGCAUGGCUGCUAUAA
Messenger RNA from Clonostachys solani, 2370 nucleotides. The record is from the annotation of a GenBank genome assembly. Lineage: Eukaryota; Fungi; Ascomycota; Sordariomycetes; Hypocreales; Bionectriaceae.